Molecule: messenger RNA, 1784 nt
Organism: Neogale vison (American mink)
Lineage: Eukaryota; Metazoa; Chordata; Mammalia; Carnivora; Mustelidae
Gene: RXRG
Product: retinoid X receptor gamma
Exons: 10
Coding region: 88-1479 (463 amino acids)
Biological process (GO): anatomical structure development; cell differentiation; positive regulation of transcription by RNA polymerase II
Cellular component (GO): nucleus; RNA polymerase II transcription regulator complex
Molecular function (GO): nuclear receptor activity; retinoic acid-responsive element binding; zinc ion binding
Source: RefSeq, a predicted model, not a curated record
GAAGGCAGCCCCGGCGGCGCGCGGGAGCCCGGGAGGCCGCGCUCUUCGGCAGACGCUCGGGAGAGGAACAUGAACUGAAGAGUAAACAUGUACGGGAAUUAUUCUCACUUCAUGAAGUUUCCCACAGGCUUCGGCGGCUCCCCCGGCCACUCCGGCUCCACGUCCAUGAGCCCAUCGGCAGCCUUGUCCACAGGGAAGCCGAUGGACAGCCACCCCAGCUACACGGACACCCCAGUGAGUGCCCCACGGACUCUGAGUGCAGUGGGGGCCCCCCUCAAUGCCCUGGGUUCUCCAUAUCGAGUCAUCACGUCGGCCAUGGGCCCUCCCUCAGGUGCACUGCCUGCGCCUCCAGGAAUCAAUCUGGUCGCCCCGCCCAGCUCCCAGCUAAAUGUGGUCAACAGCGUCAGCAUUUCGGAGGACAUCAAACCCUUACCAGGGCUUCCUGGGAUUGGAAACAUGAACUACCCAUCAACCAGCCCCGGGUCUCUGGUGAAACACAUCUGUGCCAUCUGUGGGGAUAGAUCCUCAGGGAAGCACUACGGCGUGUACAGUUGCGAAGGUUGCAAAGGGUUCUUCAAGAGAACCAUAAGGAAAGACCUCAUGUACACCUGUCGCGAUAAUAAAGACUGUCUCAUUGACAAGCGCCAGAGGAACCGAUGUCAGUACUGCCGCUACCAGAAGUGCCUGGUGAUGGGCAUGAAGAGGGAAGCUGUGCAAGAAGAAAGGCAGAGGAGUCGGGAGCGUGCAGAGAGUGAGGCAGAAUGUGCCAGUGGUGGCCAUGAAGACAUGCCUGUGGAGAGGAUUCUAGAAGCUGAACUUGCUGUUGAACCAAAGACAGAAUCCUAUGGCGAUAUGAACAUGGAGAACUCGACGAAUGACCCUGUCACCAACAUAUGCCACGCUGCUGAUAAGCAGCUUUUCACCCUCGUUGAAUGGGCCAAGCGCAUCCCCCACUUCUCCGACCUCACCUUGGAGGACCAGGUCAUUCUGCUCCGGGCAGGGUGGAACGAGCUGCUCAUUGCCUCCUUCUCCCACCGCUCCGUCUCGGUGCAGGACGGCAUCCUCCUGGCCACCGGUUUGCACGUGCACCGGAGCAGUGCCCACAGCGCCGGAGUCGGCUCCAUCUUUGACAGGGUCCUGACUGAGCUGGUCUCCAAAAUGAAAGACAUGCAGAUGGACAAGUCGGAGCUGGGGUGCCUGCGAGCCAUUGUGCUGUUUAACCCAGAUGCCAAGGGGUUGUCCAACCCCUCGGAGGUAGAGACUCUGCGAGAGAAGGUGUAUGCCACCCUCGAGGCCUACACAAAGCAGAAGUAUCCGGAACAACCUGGCAGGUUUGCCAAGCUGCUGCUCCGCCUCCCAGCCCUGCGCUCCAUCGGCCUGAAGUGCCUGGAGCACCUGUUCUUCUUCAAGCUCAUCGGGGACACGCCCAUCGACACCUUCCUCAUGGAGAUGUUGGAGACCCCGCUGCAGAUCACCUGAACGGCCCUGGCCACAGCCUCCCCACCCAGGACCACCCCUGGGCAGGUGUGUGUGGACCCCCACCCUGCACUCGUUCCUCCGCUUCCCACCCCGACCCCUUCCUGUUCCCAAAAUGUGAUGCUUACAAUAAAGAAACCUUUCUACGUCUGCGACUUUUAUAGGUGGAGUUUGUACAGAUGUUCAAGGAAGCCCUUCUUGGCAGUCUGAGGGGAUGGGGAUCUUUCUAGAAGUUCCUGGAAAAACGAACCAAGCCUCUGUACAUAUAAUUGGUUUAAAUUAUUUUUUCACUUGCCAUGGAAAGCAAA